Molecule: messenger RNA, 1154 nt
Organism: Thalassophryne amazonica
Lineage: Eukaryota; Metazoa; Chordata; Actinopteri; Batrachoidiformes; Batrachoididae
Gene: rab3ab
Product: RAB3A, member RAS oncogene family, b
Exons: 5
Coding region: 86-745 (219 amino acids)
Biological process (GO): protein secretion; maintenance of presynaptic active zone structure; axonogenesis
Cellular component (GO): synaptic vesicle; synaptic vesicle membrane; endosome
Molecular function (GO): GTP binding; GTPase activity
Source: RefSeq, a predicted model, not a curated record
UGUUGUUCUGUGUAACUCUUGACUUGACGGUGGUGUUUCUGCGGGCUCUGGACACGGUGGAUAGCAUCCACAGACAUCCGUAAAGAUGGCCUCGGCAACAGCAACUUAUGGACAGAAGGACUCAUCCGAUCAGAACUUUGAUUACAUGUUCAAGAUCCUUAUCAUUGGCAACAGCAGUGUGGGCAAAACAUCCUUCUUGUUCCGCUAUGCGGACGAUUCCUUCACACCUGCAUUUGUAAGCACAGUGGGCAUUGACUUCAAGGUGAAGACAAUCUACAGGAAUGAUAAGAGGAUCAAAUUACAGAUCUGGGACACGGCGGGACAGGAGCGGUACCGGACCAUCACUACGGCCUACUACAGAGGAGCCAUGGGCUUCAUCCUGAUGUAUGACAUCACCAACGAGGAAUCUUUCAAUGCUGUUCAGGACUGGUCAACCCAGAUUAAGACGUACUCAUGGGACAACGCGCAGGUGCUGCUGGUCGGAAACAAGUGCGACAUGGAGGACGAGCGAAUGGUGAGCGGAGAGAGAGGACGGCAACUGUCUGAACACCUGGGUUUUGAGUUCUUUGAAGCCAGUGCAAAGGACAACAUCAAUGUUAAGCAGACCUUCGAGCGCCUGGUUGACAUCAUCUGUGAAAAGAUGUCAGAGAGCCUGGACGCUGGGGAUCCUGCUGUUACAGGAGCCAAACAGGGGCCCCAGCUGACAGAGCAGCCAGCUCCACCUCACCAGGACUGUGCAUGCUAAAGUUGACUACUGCCCCGUCUCCCUUUUCCUUCCCUGUCCACAUCAUGUCAGUGGAAACCCAGGAUCUCUGGUCCAUAUUCCCCAAUUUCACUUUCCUGCUUUCUUUAGUCACAUUGUAAGCAUCAUUGGCUGAUGGUUGCAAGAACAAUGUUGAAAAGCAUCUGAAAUGUGUCUGUAAUGUGUUUGCUUAUGAUUUCUCCAUGUAAAUUAACUAAAGGGUUUCAGCUGUUAGGAACGUGAUGGUUUGAUGUCGAAGGCAGUUGCAUUACCCUAGUGUGUCUCAGAUGCUUUUGAACCAAACUGACAUCUUCCUUUGUUUCUCCGUUCAUCAGUGUGGUCUUACCAGAAGGAUUUGAUGUGCCAUUUAAAUCCUUCUCAUGUUUACAAUACUUUGUUUCAUCUCAGCCAG